Molecule: messenger RNA, 1768 nt
Organism: Adelges cooleyi (spruce gall adelgid)
Lineage: Eukaryota; Metazoa; Arthropoda; Insecta; Hemiptera; Adelgidae
Product: major facilitator superfamily domain-containing protein 6-B-like
Exons: 7
Coding region: 220-1530 (436 amino acids)
Cellular component (GO): membrane
Source: RefSeq, a predicted model, not a curated record
AAAAUCAGUGAGCUUUUGUUUUAAAAACAAAAUUUUAGUGCUCAAACAUUGCUUUAGGAACUUUUCGGCGGACUGGAAGUGCGUUCUUAGUCGCCGUUUAUCGUCUUUUAAAAAUAUUUUCAUUAAAUUAAAAUAUAGUAUAUUUCAAUUUGGAAAAAAUAUGUUUUACUUAAUAUAUAACUUGUUUUAAUUUUAAGUCUAUAUAUAAAUUUAUAUAAAAUGGUAUUUUUUACAAUCAACAAGAAAUACCUUAUUCUCAAAUUGAGUUUUUUCCUGUUUGACGGCGGUACUUCGCCAAUUAAUCCGUUUUUACCGCCAAUUGCCAGACAGCGAGGUGUCUCCGUGUUCAUAGUUGGAAUUAUUUUCACUUGUCUGCCUAUUCUUAACGUUCUAAUAAGACCUAUCAUUGGUUAUGUCACGGAUCGAUGGCAGUGUCGAAGAUCCGUAUUCUUGGGAUGUAACCUGAUAAACGCAAUUAUAACUCCGGUUAUACACUUCAUACCGGGUAGAUCGGAAGCUGAGAAAUUAGCAGGCACUAGCUUAUUGGAAACCUUCAACUUUUGGCUGUUCUUAGUUGUAAUAAUGUUAAGGACAGUAUUGUACAUGAUUGGAGACGUUCUCCAAGACACAAUCGCUAUUGAAGUAUUGGGUAGCGAAAGCCACAAGUACGGGAUGCAACGCGUAUGGGGUGCAAUCGGAUGGGGCUUGACUUCUCUGCUUACCGGUUGGUGUGUAGAUUCAUACAGCGCAGGACAAGUACAAAAAAACUAUUUACCAGCGUACUUGAUAUCGACCGUUCUGCUGACGAUGCACGUUAUCGUCGGAUCCCAAUUAAAAAGCCAGCAACAGAACAGGCAGCAAAUAAAUAUUUUCAAAGAUGUCGGUAUGGUGAUAUCCAACGUUAAGGUUGUUACUUAUUUGAUAUGGGUCGCUGUGGCCGGUAUGUUCACAGCUUACAUCUGGUAUUAUUUGCUAUGGCACAUGGAAGAAAUUGCAACAUAUUACCAUCCCGAACGUUUGCCAUACAUCAAGACUAUUCAAGGGUUUUCAUAUGCAAUACAAUGUUGUAUUGGAGAGAUCCCAGUUUUCCUAAUGUUCUCGUCCAUAGUGAAACGCAUCGGUCACAUGAAAGCUUUUACAAUAAGUUUCGGAGUGUUUUCCUUCAGGUUUUUCCUGUAUUCCAUUAUUAGAGACCCGUUGUGGAUGUUGCCGGUGGAACUUCUCAAUGGAUUGACAUUCACUAUGGCGUUCCUAUCGGGGAUAUCGUAUGCAGCUAAAGUAUCUCCUCCAGGCACCGAAGGAACACUCCAGGGACUUUUUGGCAUGGCGUUUCAAGGAGUGGGGAUAGCUUCCGGGUGUUUUCUAGCUGGGUAUACUUUUGAAACCAUGGGUAGUCUUUCCGCAAUGAGAUUUAUUAGUUACAUAGCCCUUUUUUUUUGUAUUACCCAAUUCGUUGUUAACAUUCUAAUAAACAGCUGUAUACGAUUCAAAGUAAAAUCUAAACUUGACAUAGUAGCAGUACAAGAAUAAUUGAUUUAUGGAUAGUUUUUAACUCGUAUAUAAAAAUUUUAAAAUGACAUUUAUCACGUACCUCAAUAGUAAGACUAACUCAAAACUGGUAAUCGUAUUACAACGGUUUACAAACUAUAAUGGAUAUACGUUUCUAACACAUUCCACUCUAUGAUAUAUUAAUUUCAAGAUUCUGAAAAAUAUGAUUAACAUUAUCAGAAUGUUUUAUUAAUACUGUAAAAGUAUUUUUAAAUCUUAU